AUGCCCUAUGAGCCCCUUCCCUCCCUCUUCCCGAUCACUCUUGAGGAGGCGGUGGAGGAGGAGGAGGUGGUCGCACCUCCUGCUAUGCCCUAUGUCCCUACCUCGGUCCCCACCCCACCUCCGCCUUCAGUUUACCCUCGUGUGGUUCCCCCUGCCCCACCUUCUUCAUCCUCACCCCCCUUGGCUUCCCCUCCUCCUCAUGUUCUUCCCUCUCCCCUUCCACCCUCCAUCCCUCCUGCACCUGCUCCACCCUCCUCUUCAUCUUCCACGGCGCCGCCCGUUGGUGAGGGGGGGAUAGUGGUGCCACCGUCUGUGGAGAUCACCGACGGGCAGCGCCUUGAGGCAGAGCAGCUGCAGGACGAGAGCAGUAUGGAUGGAGUGCAGCAGAGUGGGGGGCAGGAGAUAGGGGAGCAGCAGAGUGGGGAGCAGCAGAUAGGGGAGGAGCAGAUUGAGGAGCAGCAGAUGGUGGACCAGCAGCUAGGGGAACAGCAGGCAGGGGAGCCACAGACAGGGGAGCAGGAGCUGUGGGGAAUCAGAGAUGGUGGUCGUGUUGUGGCUUCUGGGACGAUCACUGCGCCACUGCGUCGCUCCACUCGCAUCACCCGUGGUAUCCCGCCUCUUAAGUAUGCUUAUCUGGGCUAUUGUGGUGGAGCCGGUGGGCUUGGAUGA
Messenger RNA from Closterium sp. Yama58-4, 669 nucleotides. The record is from the annotation of a GenBank genome assembly. NCBI's taxonomy places the organism in Eukaryota, Viridiplantae, Streptophyta, Zygnematophyceae, Desmidiales, Closteriaceae.